Molecule: messenger RNA, 1703 nt
Organism: Melitaea cinxia (Glanville fritillary)
Lineage: Eukaryota; Metazoa; Arthropoda; Insecta; Lepidoptera; Nymphalidae
Gene: Arr2
Product: arrestin homolog
Exons: 6
Coding region: 112-1335 (407 amino acids)
Biological process (GO): G protein-coupled receptor internalization; signal transduction
Cellular component (GO): cytoplasm
Molecular function (GO): G protein-coupled receptor binding
Source: RefSeq, a predicted model, not a curated record
UUCUGGUGAGUGCUUCAAACUCACACAAUCCUACUAUAUUCCAUAUAAUUGUUUUUAAUCCUUUACGUCUAAUUCAAUCUUUAUUUAUAACGCUACUCAAAAUCAAGCAAAAUGCUUGACUACCUAGCCUUGGCUUUCGUGGUCGCGGUCAAAGUUUUUAAGAAAACCACUCCGAAUGGCAAAGUUACGGUUUACCUUGGCAAACGCGACUUCAUUGAUCAUAUAGAUUAUUGCGAUCCUGUCGAUGGCGUGGUGGUGGUUGACACCGACUACCUGAAAGGACGAAAAGUUUACAGCCAGCUCGUUACGACUUACCGCUUCGGUAGGGAGGAAGAUGAGGUUAUGGGGGUCAAGUUCACCAAGGAGAUGGUCAUUGGCCAAGAACAAGUUGUACCAAUGGUCAACGCUAAAAUGGAACUGACACCUGUCCAGGAAAAGCUCCUGAAGAAGCUUGGACCAAAUGCCUUUCCUUUCACCUUCACUUUCCCCGAGAUGUCUCCUAGCUCGGUAACUCUCCAACCAUCUGACGAGGACCAGGGCAAGCCUAUGGGCGUGGACUACUGCGUACGAACCUACGUGGCAGACAACGAAGAUGACAAGAGCCACAAGAGGAGCUCCGUCACUCUUGCUAUCAAGAAGUUGCAACAUGCUCCAGCCUCCCGUGGACGACGCCUACCAAGCUCCCUGGUCAGCAAGGGCUUCACUUUCAGCAACGGCAAAAUCAGCCUUGAGGUGACUCUCGACAAGGAAAUCUACUACCACGGCGAAAAAGUCGCUGCUAACAUUAUCGUAUCGAACAACUCUAGGAAGUCUGUCCGCAACAUUCGCUGCAUGGUUGUCCAGCAUGUUGAAAUUACUAUGAUCAACUCUCAAUUCAGCCGUCACGUUGCAUCUUUGGAAAGCCGCGAGGGAUGCCCAGUUACUCCUGGUGCUAGUCUUUCGAAGACCUUCUACCUUGUGCCCUUGGCUCGCAGCAACAAGGAUGUCCGCGGAAUCGCUUUGGAUGGCCACCUGAAGGAAGAUGAUGUCAAUCUCGCUAGCUCAACCAUGGUUUCUGAGGGCAAAUGCCCAGCUGAGGCCAUUGGUAUUGUGGUCUCUUACUCUGUACGCGUGAAGCUUAACUGCGGAACCCUUGGUGGUGAACUCGUCACCGAUGUACCAUUCAAGCUGCUUCACCCAGCUGAAGGCUCCGUCGAACGUCAACGUUUCAAUGCUAUGAAGAAGAUGCAAUCCAUUGAGAGACAUCGCUAUGAGAACUCUAUGUAUGCCAAUGAGGAGGAAGACAAUAUUGUUUUUGAGGACUUCGCUCGCCUCAGGAUGAACGAACCCGAAUAAACGAUUGGGAGCUUCCUAAAGUCGAACAAAAAAAAAGGAAAAAAAAUAUAAAAAAUACAAAAAAAUGUAAUCAAGCAAGUUAGACAACAUCUAGACCACGGAACUGUGCUCGCUCAUUAAAACUCUUCAAUUCAUUUUCACCUAUAUAACCUACUAAUUUGGAAUUUUUAACCUUACCAAUAUAAUUUAUUUAAUAAAAAAAAUUGAUGUUACCAAGUUAUAUGGAUAGUGUGAGUUUAAUCAAUGUGAUAUAAUGAAAUACUUAUAGCACUUGAUAUCGAUAAUAAUUGAAAAUUUUUCAUAAACAUUUCAUCCUAACCUUACCUUAAUUUUACCUUUAUAAAAUUUAAUAUAUAGCUAUCACCAGA